UUUAAUUCUUUGUUAAAGCUCAUCUGAUUGGUGAAACUUUAUGAUUUCAUGUUAGUCAAAAAGUAUUAUAAUGUGAAUUGUGCUGUAAGAAGAAACAUUCAUCUAAUUUUCUGGUGGAUGCCCACUAAAAUAAUAAUUUUAAGUAAAGUAUCUUGUGCCGGAGCAUUUGCUAGUACCACAAGUACUACUUCUUGCAUGAAAAGGUUCUCCUGUUUUCACCUGUAUACAUAUAUCAUGCUUCGAUGUUUUUAGAAAUUUUUAGAACACACAAAGAGUUCAUAAGGAACGCGUGUGUGCACACGCUCACUUGAAAUGUCGAAAGAGAGAUAUGGAUGCUGCUGUUUUUGGCGAAAGUUUAAGCUUGGAGUGGCAGAGGCGCCACUAGAGAUAAAACAACUGUUUGAGAAGUACUCAGAUGAUGGAAUAAUGAGUCUGCAUCAUUUCCAGAGGUUUAUGAAAGAGGUUCAAAGAGAAGUGGCAGAUGCUUCAAUAGAAACUGUAUUUUUCAAUAUCAAGAAUCAAAAUAUCACUAAACACGUUACUCAAAACAAAGGUCUGAAUCUUGAAGGUUUCUUUAGGUACCUUUUUGAUGGUCAUAUUAAUCCUCCUCUUCCUUCUCCUCCCAAGGUGCACCAUAAUAUGAGAGCUCCGCUGUCUCAUUAUUUUAUAUAUACUGGCCACAAUUCCUAUCUAACUGGAAAUCAACUGAGCAGUGACAGCAGUGACGUUCCUAUUAUUGAUGCACUCCACAGAGGUGUUAGAGUUAUUGAACUGGAUCUGUGGCCUAACUCUACCAAAGAUGAGGUCCAUGUUGUUCAUGGAGGGACACUAACAAAUCCAGUGGAGCUCAUCAAGUGUCUAAGAUCAAUCAAACAACAUGCUUUUGCCACAUCGGAAUAUCCUGUGAUACUGACUCUAGAAGACCAUCUUACUCCAGUUCUUCAGGCUAAAGUUGCUAAGAUGGUGACCGAAACAUUUGGAGACAUGCUCUUUAUUUCUGGGUCAGAAAGCUUAGCAGAAUUCCCAUCUCCUGAAUUGCUGAAAAGAAAGAUAAUCAUCUCGACCAAACCGCCAAAAGAAUAUCUUGAAAGUAAUAAUCUUGAGGUUGUACCUACUGCCGAUGAACACAAGCAAAAGAAAUCUUCAGAGGAGAAAGCCUGGGGAACAGAAGUCUCGGAUAUUGGCAGGAAAAUGGAAGUUCUUAAAGAGAUAGAAGUUGAAGACGGAGAAGCUUUAAAUGAGGAAGGUGUUCAAAAUGAAAGAAGCAGCUUGAAGCAUUACAUUGAUCCUGAAUACAAACAUCUAAUUGCAAUUCGUGCACGAAAAAGGAAAGGCGGGAUCAAUGAUUGGUUGCAUGAUGAUCCUAAUAAGGUCACACGCAUUAGCCUAAGGGAACAAAAUUUAGAAAGUGCUGUUAUUGAUCAUGGUGCUGAUGUUAUAAGGUUUACGAGGAGGAAUUUGUUGAGGAUAUUUCCCAAGGGUUCACGAGUUGACUCAUCAAACUACAAUCCGUUCAUUGGAUGGAUGUAUGGAGCUCAGAUGGUCGCAUUUAAUAUGCAGGGCCAUGGUCGGUCACUUUGGUUAAUGCAGGGAUUCUUUAGAGCUAAUGGUGGCUGUGGUUAUGUGAAGAAACCAGAUUUUCUACUGAAAAUUGGUCCCAGUAAUGAGGUCUUUGAUCCCAAAAGAACAUAUCCUGUAAAGAGAACUCUUAAGUUGAAAAUAUACAUGGGAGAAGGAUGGCAUCAGGAUUUUGACGAGACACACUUUGACAUAUACUCUCCACCCGAUUUUUAUGUUAAGGUUGGAAUUGCUGGAGUUCCUAAUGAUUCAGUAAUGAGAAAAACAAAGACAAUUCAGGACAAGUGGAUUCCAACUUGGAACGAGGAGUUUGAGUUUCCCCUGACAGUUCCUGAGCUUGCAUUGCUUCGAAUUGAAGUUCACGAGUAUGACUUGUCUGAUAAUGAUGAUUUUGCAGGACAGACAUGCCUUCCUGUUGCAGAACUGAAAACAGGAAUUCGAGCUGUACCUCUUCAUAACCAGAAGGGGGAUGAGUACAAAUCUGUUAAGCUCCUCAUCCGCUUUCAAUUUAUCUAAUACAUAUUGAGUCUGCAAUAUCAUAUGAAGAUUCAAUAUGUAUUUAUGUUUUGUGUACAUGUAUAUGUUAAAUAAAUCUUACGGUUUUGUACUAGCUCUAAAUUUUACGGUAAAAGGAAGCAACAAAUUCUCAUCAGAUAUAAGAACUUUAUUUUGAAUAAAUAAAGUCUUGUCCAAUUGUGUAAA
Messenger RNA from Daucus carota subsp. sativus, 2280 nucleotides. Its product is annotated as phosphoinositide phospholipase C 2. Gene Ontology annotation, molecular function: phosphatidylinositol-4,5-bisphosphate phospholipase C activity. NCBI's taxonomy places the organism in Eukaryota, Viridiplantae, Streptophyta, Magnoliopsida, Apiales, Apiaceae. The record is from RefSeq and is a predicted model, not a curated record. The coding region runs from base 313 to 2094 and encodes 593 amino acids. Gene Ontology annotation, biological process: release of sequestered calcium ion into cytosol; lipid metabolic process; phosphatidylinositol-mediated signaling. The transcript is spliced from 9 exons.